Aspergillus mulundensis is the source of this 1827-nucleotide messenger RNA. RefSeq names its product putative Siderophore iron transporter mirA. NCBI's taxonomy places the organism in Eukaryota, Fungi, Ascomycota, Eurotiomycetes, Eurotiales, Aspergillaceae. Gene Ontology annotation, biological process: siderophore transmembrane transport. The coding region runs from base 1 to 1827 and encodes 608 amino acids. The record is from RefSeq and is a predicted model, not a curated record. The transcript is spliced from 6 exons. Gene Ontology annotation, molecular function: siderophore-iron transmembrane transporter activity.
AUGGCGGCCGAGGAAAUAUCAGUGACGCCGAAAGGCCCAUCAAGUACCGAAAAUACUGAGGAAACCCCAGAGGACGCUCUCAAAGAGAGGUCCGGGGACUCAGAGAGCCUCCAGGCCGGUGUUCGUAGGGCCGAGAUGCUGCGCAAAGGCUGGACAAAGCAGGGACUCAUCAUAACUUUCUCUGGGCUCUUUCUCGCGACGCUCGCUAUCAAUCUCGGUGAUUACUCGACUCAAGUCUACACCCCGUACGCAACCUCUUCGUUCAAACAACACUCCGCCAUGUCUGCUGCACGUGUCGUGGGGAAUAUCACAAGGAUCGCUGCGUAUCCGAUUAUUGCUAAACUGGGUGAUGUCUUCGGCAGAGCAGAGAUGUUCAUCCUCUCCAUCCUGUUCCAAGCCAUUGCGAACGCCAUCUAUGCAGGUUGCCAGAACGUCGGUCAAUAUAUUGCCGGGGGCAUCUUCGACGCCAUCGGAUCCACCGGCUUCAGCCUCACCCAACAAGUCUUCGUCGCAGACGUCACGAACCUCAUCAACCGCGCCAUCUGGUCGACGCUCCCAGACUCCCUGACCGUGAUCCCAUCGCUCUACAUCGGCACCGAGAUCGCCGAAGCUAUGCUCGAGAAGAACAAAUGGCGCUGGGGGUACGGCAUGUGGGCGAUCAUCCAGCCCGCCUGCUCGAUUCUCCUCGUCGGCGCGAUGCUAUACUACCAACGUCGCAACACUGAAGAAAAGAGUCAAUCCGCAGCCGAGCUCUUCGGGUGGAAGGGGACGGAUCCGUGGUGGAAGCGCGUCUACAACCUCCUCUGGGUGCAACUGGACGCCUUCGGCGCAGUCCUCCUCCUCCUCGGCCUAUCGCUCUUCCUCGUCCCGCUAUCACUAACAGGGUCCGGAAACAGCGACGACUGGCACAAGCCCUCCUUCAUCGCCAUGCUCGUCGUCGGCGUCGUCAUCUUCAUCCUCUUCAUUGCAUGGGAUACAUGGUUCGCAGCGAAGCCCUUCAUCCCAUACAGACUAAUCAAGAACCGCACCGUCGCCGCGGCAUGCAUCCUCGGCGCCCUCGACUUCUUCCACUACUCCGUCUUCUCGGUGUUCUUCACGAGCUAUCUCCAGGUUGCGGGGCACUACGGGGCAGGGAGCGCCACGAGGAUCGACAACUCCCUCCGCGUCGCCUUCCAAGUCUCCGGCAUCUUCGCAGCCUACUUCAUGAAGUUCACAAAACGCUCGCAGAUCUGGGUGCUUGCCGGCGUUCCACUCUGCGUGCUGGGCAUGGGAGUCCUCCUGCACCUCGUCGACUUGGGCGGCGCCAAAGUCGGCACCGAAGCAGCCUUCGUAGCAGCCAAAUCGCUCAUCGGAAUCGGGCGCGGCUUCUAUCAGACCGCGUCGCAGGUCUCGGUCCAGGCGAGUGUAUCCCGCGGCGAGGUCUCGGUCGUCACGGCGGUGUUCUUCGCGGCUAUGAGUGUGGGCGGUGCCAUUGGGACCAGUGUUGCGGGGGCGAUUUGGCGCAGCACUCUGCCUACUAAGCUGGAGGAGAAUCUGCCGGAGGACUUGAAGAGCCAGGCGCAGAGGAUCUUUGGGAGUAUUGUUGUGGCACAGGGGUAUGAGGUGGGCACGGAGGCAAGGGAGGCGAUUGAUUUGAGUUAUAGGCAGAGUCAGAGGUUGUUGGGGAUUGCGGCGCUGUGUGCGCUGGCGCCGAUGUUGGCUGUUAUGCUUUUCUUGGAGAAUGUGCAGUUGAACGGGGAGACGGCGGAGGUGGACACCACGGAGAAGGAUAGGAAGGACGUCAAGGAGGCCGGGGAUGAGGAGGAACGGGAAGCUGCAGCGUCGUGA